Molecule: messenger RNA, 1209 nt
Organism: Podospora pseudopauciseta
Lineage: Eukaryota; Fungi; Ascomycota; Sordariomycetes; Sordariales; Podosporaceae
Exons: 4
Coding region: 1-1209 (402 amino acids)
Biological process (GO): nucleoside metabolic process
Molecular function (GO): catalytic activity
Source: RefSeq, a predicted model, not a curated record
AUGGCCCCCUACAAUGUCCGGAUGGUGUUCCCUACCGCGGUUCUAGCGGUGAACAGCGUCGGAUUACUCCUGUCCUUCACGGCAGUGGCAUUGAGGUUCUACUCGCAGUCCCUGCGCGGCACCAAGAUGGGACUGUCAGAGUACUCCAUCAUAGCAUCAUGGCUCUUCACCUUCGGCCUCGUCGUCUCGGAAAACUUCACCGUCACCCACGGCGGCGUAGGCCAAGUCUCCUCUACCGUAACGCCAGAAGAACUCCUCUUCUCCACCAAACAAUUCAUCACCAUCGGCGUCUGCGGCUCAUUAUCAGUAACCCUAGUCAAAAUCUCCCUCCUGUCCUACUUUUUGACAGUCUUCUCGGCCUACUACUGGUUUGUCAUUUGCGAUUACGUCCUCCUCUUCCUCACGACCUGCUACGGGAUCGCCUUUGUGAUUGUCUCGUUGGCUGGUUGCCGCCCGUUUAGCGCAAACUGGGAUAAACUCUCGAACCCGGACUUCGUGUGCAUUGAGACGAGCAACUUUUAUGUGGCGCAGACGGGGGUGGGGGCGAUAUUGGAUUGCUUGAUUUUGCUGCUGCCAGGGGGUGUGAUUUUGGGGUUGAGGAGUAUGAGGAGGAGGAGGAAGUGGGGGAUUUGGGGGGUUUUUAGCUUUGGGAUUGUAAUCUGUGGGGUUUCGAUUACGAGGCUGGUUUACAAUAAUAUGGAGGAGUGGAUGGCUACUAACUUUACGGAAUACGCUGGGAUAGCGGCGUUGCUGGGGGCGUUGGAGGCGAAUUUGAGUAUUGUUUGUGCUUGUAUGCCUGCUAUGCCGGCGCUGUAUCACAAGGUGAGGGGACGGUGGAGGAGGGAUGGUCUGGAGGAGGGGAAGUUGGGGGGGAAUGAUAGUGAUGGUGGGGGGAAGGUUGAGGCGGUUGAGAGUGAAAAGAUGGCUGAUACAAGGGAUAUUGAAAGUAGGAGGUUGAGGGAGGAGGGGGAUAAGCUUUAUCCAUUGAGUGUUACCCAAAAGACGGUAGUCACUAGGACUGACAGAGAUAGAGAGGUGGAAGCUGGUGAGACAGGGGAAACGGAGUUAUGGGCUGGGCCGGGGGUGGUGGAUUUGGAUAUGCUGGACUUGCCGAGAAUGAAUAGGGUCCAGACUGGGAGUGAAGCAGGUCAGGGAUUGCCAGAGUCACCUUGUUGGGGAGUUAAUCAGGCGAGGAAGUGGAUGAGGUGA